This is a messenger RNA of Microsporum canis CBS 113480, 393 nucleotides long. Its product is annotated as myosin regulatory light chain cdc4. Bases 1 to 393 code for a protein of 130 amino acids. Lineage: Eukaryota; Fungi; Ascomycota; Eurotiomycetes; Onygenales; Arthrodermataceae. Gene Ontology annotation, biological process: mitotic actomyosin contractile ring assembly. Gene Ontology annotation, cellular component: myosin II complex. The transcript has 4 exons. Gene Ontology annotation, molecular function: calcium ion binding. The record is from RefSeq and is a predicted model, not a curated record.
AUGGCACCUGCUAACGAGCACCGUAAUAAUGGUGAAAAGGCAUCUACAAACUACAAGGAGGCGUUCUCCCUCUUCGAUAAGCGCGGAACCGGCCGUGUCGCCCUCGAGUCCCUAGGCGAUUUGCUUCGCGCGUGCGGACAGAACCCUACUCUGGCUGAGAUCAGUGAUUUGGAAAAGGGAAUUGGCGGGGACUUUGAUUUCGAUGCCUUUUCUAAAGUCCUUAACCGACCUGGUGGAUUCCGCGACCCCGGAGAGCCAGAGGAGUACUGCCUUUUGACCAACCUUGGUGAGAAAAUGUCUGAUGAAGAGGUUGAUGAGCUUCUAAAGGCCGUUGACACCAGCUCCGGCGAAAUAAACUACACUGAGCUCGUCCGAACAAUUCUCGCCAACUGA